AGCAACGGGUCUUGGUGCGAUUGGCUCGUUUUCCUCUAUCGGACCUAGCUCGUCUUGAAGCUGAACUUGCUCAAACAAAACAGAUUAGUUCUAUUCCGAAAAUUCUUGGGUCUAUGGAAGAUCAUCUGGUUGCAGUUCCGUUAAACGGGGACUGGAAACGUGGCGUGGCUGUAUCGUCUACAGAUCCACGCAGUGUCAAGGUUUGGUUGGCCGACUGCGGUUUUGAGUGCGCAGUACCUCGAAAGCUUCUUGCUCAUGCGGAUCGCUUACCACCAUAUGGCUUAAGUGCUGCAGAACGAAUUUUUUUCAGUGAAGUUCAAUGUUACAACUUUCAGGUUAUUGUUCAGUGAAUAUUUGUCAUGACUAAGGAGAUGAUUGAUUUUUAUAUAUACUCUGCGAUGUAUUGAACCUGGAUCGUGGACUUCCAGACUCCAUGCAUCCCCCUAAUGAUCGAUUUUUAUACUAUCUAAUCUCAUCAAGCUGCUCAAUUUUAUGCGGAUUCCGAGGUGCGAGUGGACCUACGAACUUCUGUAAACGAAAUCGUCGGGCUGAAGUGCCUUCGCUACAUUGAGUCUAGACCUGCUACUGGAGAGGUUUUGGCUGAUCUGGAACACAUGUAUCGCUACUUCCUGCAAGCUUGUAUGAAUCGCAAGAAACGAGUGAAGUUCUUUCUCAGCAAUAUUUGCCUCCUUCGAAGAAUUUCCGUUCGUAGGACGAUCGAUUUCAUUGUCGACCUCGACGCAAGCCCCAUUGCAAAACUGGGGCUUGUUUAUUGCGGGUACCCUCCGAGUCGGGGCUGGCGCCAGGAUGGUUGGACUCGAGUCGACCCACCCGAGCUCCGUCGCAUCAAUGGAGGGAAGGCAGCAAAUUUCCUGAGAAAGGCCCCAAAACAGCGAUGGUCCUCAAAGAAGGUUGCAUUGCUUCCAGCUCCUCAAAGGACACCGCCCAUAGACAUGCGCGUUGAGCUAUGUGCCCUUGCGGGCAUUAAGAUGAUUGCCACGAUUGACUGAGUUAUUAUCAAUCAGCAUUAACGAGGAUCUAACACCGGCUAUUUGCGUAGUUAAACAUUGAGCCUAAGUUGAAUAAUGAAAUACACUACACAACACAACUUCGUUCCCACUGGAAAAAUAACAGACCUAUGGUCGAGUUCUUCAAUCGAAAACUUAUCUCGAACACAGAUUAUAGACAGACGAAAUUGUAGCACGCAUCAAUCAUUGUAACCUUUAUUCGGGAUUUAAUACUCCGCACUUAUAGCUGUAAGUUCAGAAAAUUAAACAUAGGCUUACAGGGACACAUCAGUCCAUGAUAAAGGAAAAAAAAAUAUGUAGACAAGUCGGUUUACAAUCAAGGUACAUUUUAUCUUAUUGUUAAGCUGCUUGUCUUAUCUUGUCAAUCUAUUUUUAUGAGUCCAUCGCUUCGUUUGACUGUCCAGUUGACUUUUAUAGAUCAGGUACUUCCUGUUACAGCAGCACUAUAGAUAUAUCUAUAAUAAUUUAUUUUGGAUCAGUCAAGCAUUUCUUUCGUUGGGUAUGGAUUUGGAUCGUUGCUGUUCUCAAGGAUUUCAUCGAUUACGAAUAAAUAUUGAUUGAUAUUUAUUUAAUAUCUUUUAAUCACAUAGUUUGUACUAUAGUAUGCGCCGUUGAAGCAGCACCCCUUGAUCUUUUUCAACCAGGGACUUAGUCGUUCAAGCCGGCCGUGUCGACCCAACUAUUUUGGUGCCUGUGUCCUUGUUUCUAGAACUAUGUGUACCUCAUAUCUUAGCAGUAAGUUUUGUUAAAAAAAUAACUUAUAAAAAUUGUAACUAUCGGUUUUACUGAAAAUCGCUAGAACAAUAACAAUAGAAAAAAACGGCUUAACAUUGGCCUUUUUACCGGCAAAACUCUAAUAUCAUUCCUUUAAAGGUCAAUUUCAUUCGAUAUAAAGAAAUACCAUAUUGUCGGUAUAUCUGGACCGGACGCUCGCGCCAAGCGGCGCUCAGUGUCCGAUUAAAACAUAUAUCUAUAUGGUGUCGGCUUAUUAAAAAUAUAUCAACCAUUUUUCUAAC
This is a messenger RNA of Varroa destructor (honeybee mite), 2044 nucleotides long. RefSeq lists its product as uncharacterized. The record is from RefSeq and is a predicted model, not a curated record. NCBI's taxonomy places the organism in Eukaryota, Metazoa, Arthropoda, Arachnida, Mesostigmata, Varroidae.